GGCCCUAAAAGGCCACACCCACACCCUAUGGCGCCACUUUGAUAUUUUCCCUGCCGGAACACCGCUUCCCUUCUCCUCCCAUCUCCACCUCUCCAUCGACACAAUCCUGAUGGCAGGCUAUCCUCCGGGUUCCGGUUACCCACCCUACGGCGCACCACCGGGAAACCCCUAUGGCGCUCCCCCGUCUUACGGCGUUGCGCAGCCACCCUACGCCUCCACCCUGCCCUACGGUGCUCCCGCUCCCACGCCGUCGGCACCGCCGGCCGAAGUGAAGCCCCCGAAGGAAGGUAAGGCACAGGGUUACGGGGGCUACGGGCAGCCUUCUGGGUACUAUGGCCAUCCCCCUCUGGCCGCGUCAGCACCGCCUCCUCCUUUGGGGUCGUACGGCGCCGGCCCGUUCGCGGCUCUGCUGCCAUCGGUGUUUCCUCCGGGGACGGACCCGAACGUGGUGGCGUGCUUCCAGGCUGCGGAUCGGGACGGCAGCGGGUUCAUCGAUGACAAGGAGCUGCAGCAGGCGCUGUCGUCCUACAACCAGAGCUUCAGCUUGAGGACCGUCCAUCUCCUCAUGUACCUCUUCACCUCCUCCAAUGUGCGCAAGAUUGGGCCAAAAGAGUUCUCCGCUGUCUUCUACAGCCUGCAGAAUUGGAGGGCUAUCUUUGAGAGGUUUGACCGUGACCGGAGUGGUAAGAUUGAUACAUCAGAGCUUCGUGAGGCACUUCUGAGCCUUGGGUUUGUGGUUUCUCCGACAGUUCUGGAUUUGCUUGUGGCCAAGUUUGACAAGUCCGGAGGCAAAAGCAAAGCCAUUGAAUACGAUAACUUCAUAGAGUGCUGCCUCACGGUCAAGGGGCUGACGGAGAAGUUCAAGGAGAAGGAUACUCAAUAUUCAGGAUCGGCAACUUUCACCUAUGAGUCUUUCAUGUUAACCGUGUUGCCCUUUCUCAUCGCAUAGGGGUGAUGGCCUUGGUUUCUCCUUGAGAUUGUGUGACAUCACAAUUGUUGCUUGGUGAUAGGCUAUAUUCUAAGCCUUAUGCUUCUAUUAACGUGGGUUGUCUGUGGAACAUCAAGAGAACCCAUUUUGCCA
Molecule: messenger RNA, 1081 nt
Organism: Musa acuminata subsp. malaccensis (wild Malaysian banana)
Lineage: Eukaryota; Viridiplantae; Streptophyta; Magnoliopsida; Zingiberales; Musaceae
Product: calcium-binding protein CBP
Molecular function (GO): calcium ion binding
Source: RefSeq, a predicted model, not a curated record